This is a messenger RNA of Vigna angularis (adzuki bean), 937 nucleotides long. RefSeq lists its product as uncharacterized. The transcript is spliced from 4 exons. NCBI's taxonomy places the organism in Eukaryota, Viridiplantae, Streptophyta, Magnoliopsida, Fabales, Fabaceae. The coding region runs from base 199 to 432 and encodes 77 amino acids. The record is from RefSeq and is a predicted model, not a curated record.
GUUCCAAUUCCUCUUUACUUCUACACGUAAUUUUGUCUUAGUUCUUUCCCUUCUAAUUGUUAAUACUUUGAAAGUAGAAAGUAGAAGAGAAAAAGAAAACUCAGAGGCCAUUCUUCCAACUUUGAGAAAGGAAAUAAAUAACUGAAUUAAAAAGUGGAUUCCUUUGAUCAUUUGAAGGGUAGCAAUACCCUUGAUCAAAUGAUGGAGAGUGGACCUAUUGAUCAGCCUAAACCACAACAACAAAUGUGGUGUGAGAAAAAACAGACUGCUGUCCAUGAGGAAAUCAAGAGAAUGAACCAACUUCCUGCUAAUAGUGCAUAUGGCAUGCAUCGUCUUAAGGUUCUUAAUAAAAUUCUGCAAUUAAUGUCAGUUAAGAGAACUGUAUCACAGGAGCAGCAGUUGGAGUUGCUUUUUGCGGGCCUUUCUCUGUAAGAGUUAUCAUUGAUGAUGCCCCUCGUAAUCUGCACCUUGAAGGUCAAAGGGGAAAGCACAAGGCUUGUGGCUGUCUUUAAACAAUCUUGCUCCUCUUUAGCUACUGUGUUUAAUAUAAUAAUAAUAUACAUCAUGUUGCAUGUAAAAACAGCCUCCAUCCCCUGUUUUCCUUCAUGUCAUUAGUGGUUCAUUCAUGCUAUGGAUGAUGAUCUUUCUUUCAUAUUCUGUUCAUGGAUCAUCUAAGUCCGUUAUUGAUAAAUUACGUAAUUCAUGCUAUGGAUGAUCUUUCUUUCACAAGCUGGUCAUAGUUCAUCUAUGCCCAUUGUUGAUAAAUUCUGUAAUGGCUCUGGAAAUGACCUGAAAAAGAAAAUGUUGAACCCCAGUGCAAAAUAUAUUGUCAAUGUUGUUUGAGUUUUUUGAGUUGUUAGAACAAAAUUUUAGGGUGAUGGUAUUAUUUUUUUGUGUUGUUUAAUGAAGACACACAUUAGUGAUUUUGGGUACAGUC